Bicyclus anynana (squinting bush brown) is the source of this 3236-nucleotide messenger RNA. RefSeq lists its product as uncharacterized. The record is from RefSeq and is a predicted model, not a curated record. Lineage: Eukaryota; Metazoa; Arthropoda; Insecta; Lepidoptera; Nymphalidae. The coding region runs from base 1 to 3093 and encodes 1030 amino acids. The transcript has 13 exons.
AUGGAUCGUAAAUUCUUAAGCAUAUUCAUUAUCCUGAUUUACGUUAAGAAAGAAAUUGAUUUCGUUAUUGCUGUACGCAAGUUAAAUCAUCCGAGAGACAUGUCGGAGUACUGCCGGCGUCGAGUGGCGCCGUCUGUGUUCCUUGGGAAACAGGUCAUGGAAGCCCAUUCACAUAUCAUGCACUUCUCUCAGUUGGAAGUGCCUUAUAGCUGCACCUUGAGUGUGAGGGCAGAGUCUGGCAAUGAUAUAAUCUUGGUUAUACAAUUGAUAUCCGAGUUGGAUUUAAUGGAAAGCUGCACCCAAAACGCCGAUCAGCUGGUUGUAUAUGAGUUUGGUGAAACUUUUGGCGGCUAUUGGGGUCAUUUGCCUGAUAGGAUGAUGAAGAAAGCUACUAAGAACCAUUCUCGUUUCUAUACGGUUAAAACUACUGAGUCCACGAGUAUAACUACCACUGAACAAACGACAGAUUAUAUAACGGACGCAACACAAAUAGUUCUCACACACAAGGCGUCCGUGGAUACCGACAGACCAAAGGACUUCAUCAGAAUGGAAGUACCGCUGGUGAAUGUGUCCGGAAAUUUCCAAUUAGGGUCGCCGCUGCAGACGGGCGAUGUUGAGGACAUGUUUGACUUUAUCUAUGACGUCACACCCAAGAAUGGCGUGGAAUAUGAAACAAGCGUGCUACCCUUGGUGCAGUUUUCUAUUAAGAAACAAGGAAGACCAAACAGCUACGGCUCGGAGCAGCGCUACGACUUGGACUACGCCAUCGAAGGUGUCACUCUUGACUCGAGAUUAUUUACAGCAAGGUCUACGAGUAAACGAGUCAAAAAUCGUCAAUUUACAAAAACUCUUAUUCCUACUCUGAACUCGACAUCUUGGAAAAUCGAAGAUGUUAUGAAAGCUUAUAGCAUGACUACAAUACGCAGUACAGUAGAAAAUACGAGUAAUAAAACAAUACAAAAGAUUUUGCAAAAUAUUUCUAAUAUGGAUCAUAAUAUUAGCGUGUAUUUAGCUCCUAAUCUGACAAUUUAUGAAAACUCUAAUCCAUUUUCUAAUGGACAAAAUGUAAAGUCAACUAUAAAGUUAGAAUUUGCAACAAAAAUCUCCACAACAAAAAACUUGCAUCAGGUUGCACUAAGCAUGGAUCAUAAUAAAAUAGAUAAUUUACUCGAGGAUAAAAAGUUAACCCAUAUUCAUAUAACGGAUAAUAAUAAUCGAUCUACAUUACAUACUGAAUUUCAUGUUAACAAUAAUUCUUAUUCGUUCAGUAACAAUGUUCACUCGAUAAAAACCAAUAAAAAUGUUUCAAACGUCAAUAAUUCUGAUUCUAUACUGGGUUUUAGUUUACAAAAAGGAAGGAUGGUGGACCAUGAAUCGUGGGAAAAUGUAGUCCAAGCAGCUCCUGUGAUGGCUGUAGUAUUAAACAGAAGUGAAGUACUUAGUAAUAAAUCAAGAAAAGAUGCAAAAAGACUUACCAAUGACCUAAGGUUUGUACAUUUUAUUAUCUUGAUAGAUGGCCGAUUUUAUGUACUGUCUUUUUAUUUUAUUGCAUCACAUAGGAAAAAACGGAAUAUACACGCGUUAGAAAUAGAAAACUCUCGCCCACGGAACUUGACCACAGAGCGCGCAUUAACCACGGAGACUGAAACGCAAUACCAGUUUUCAGACUUGCAGGACCUGGCGGAACUAGUCGAGUUACAAGAUGAUGAGAUUACAGGUAGAUUGGCGCUACGUUAUAUUCGUAACUACGUCGGUUUGACCCUCUUCAACAUCUGCGACUACCACGAGGCCAAGGCUCGUUAUGUGUUCUUGUUCAAUUCUUCGAGGAUAGUUAUUGCUAUCAAUAACUUUACUUUGGCAGGAAUGACGGUUGUGCUAACCCCAGCUCAAGCACUCCUCAGUAACACGACUCUGUGUGACCCUGGCCACCUGGAGUGUCAGAUCGUCGGCACUCGCGUCUGCAUUGACUCCAUGAAUGCGUGUGAUGAAGUACCAAACUGUGGCUCCUACGAUAUAUACGACGAAGACCGGCUCCUGUGUGGCAUAACCAAGGAGCUCCAGCACAACGUAUACCUCGCCGCCUUCACCUUCCUCGCCCUCAUCCUGACGCUGCUGUACACCAUCCACUACUGGCUCAAGCGAUACGUGCCUCGAGUGGCCGACGCCUUCUUCGUAUACACUGAUGCCACUGAAAACACACUCUUUCUGGACACUAUUAUGCGAUCACCUAAUGAAGACGAUGAGAGAUCGUACAAAUUUGCAUAUCCAGAAAAUUUGAGCGACAAUGAUGAUUUGUAUAAGAAUGCGUUCAAAGAAGACUUUAGUGAAAACUUUUGUAAAAGGAUCAUGAGAAAGUGUUAUUAUUUAUUAUUUUGUAAGAAGAAACCUGAAGAAAUAUCUAGUUUUGAACAUGAAGUUUAUAGUUCAGCACCCAUAACUCACUCAAGUACGUUUUCUUUUGCGGAAUAUGAGCUUCGUAAGUUCAAAUUAAGAGAAGGAGGUGUGCAAACUGGAGAAAGUUUAGAAUUGCAUACUGAAAUUCACGAAGAAGUGAAACAAGAGAAGUUUCACCAAGAGAUCGAAAGAGAUAAACAAGUUCAACCUAAAACAAUCAGUGAUAUAAAUCAGGAAAAACAUGCAGAGGAAUUAAAAUUAAUUCAGUUUACUAAAGACUCUAGAUCGUCAAAUCAAUCCAAUUUAACUUUUACUGAACCGAAGGAUUUAAGUGUAAUGACAAGAAGGAAUGCUGUUGUUGCAGAUGAUGAGAAAGAAAUAAAAAGUACCGUUUACGAACGCGUCUCAAACAUUAAUAUUAAUUCUGAGAAAAUACAAGUUAAGUGUGAGGUUCAUACUGAGAAACCUAAAAAACAAUUUGACCGUAGAAAAUUAAGAUUCAAUGAGGACCUAACGAUGAUACCUUCUGAAGACGCUGUAGACAGUACAGUAGUUGGAGGACUAAGCCAUCAAGACCUAGAUGUGAUAACAGAAGCAGGACCCGAAGUAAGUGAUAGCCGCGAUUUCAUGCGAUUUUGGGGAAUUUCGAAAGUUAAAAAGGGUAAGAAGAAGAAAGAAAAGCACCUUCCUACACAUUAAAUUUUUAAUUAAAGACAGUUUUGUUUUUCUUGUUGACUAAUUUGUUUUUACACGGCCGAUGGAGCAAGCUAUGCUCAAAACAUCUCUGCGUGAUCGAUUCAGAAACGAAGAGAUCCGCAGAAUGAGUAAGACGAAAGAUCCAA